This is a messenger RNA of Oncorhynchus keta (chum salmon), 1146 nucleotides long. Its product is annotated as fibulin-7-like. The transcript has 7 exons. NCBI's taxonomy places the organism in Eukaryota, Metazoa, Chordata, Actinopteri, Salmoniformes, Salmonidae. Gene Ontology annotation, molecular function: calcium ion binding. The record is from RefSeq and is a predicted model, not a curated record. Bases 1 to 918 code for a protein of 305 amino acids.
AUGAAAAACAGAAGCAGACACAAGGGUCCCGUUAGAGACCCCAUGGCUACUGAGGACUGUCCCAGCAGGCAGGACAUGCAGAGCUCCCUAAAGCAGGUCCAGAAUCUGCUGUCGACCCACGAGGCUGCAUACCUUCAGAGCCUCCGCACCCUGAGGAAGAAACUCAACUUGCUACAGAACACAGCCACUAAACAGACUGAUACAUGUCUAAAGCUGGACACGCCUGCCAACAGCAGGAAGUUGGGAGAGGCGCAGAACCCAGGUCACGAGGUUCACUUUCUGUGUGAUGCGGGUUAUGAGUUGGUGGGAGCAGAGAGCAGGAUGUGUCAGGAGAGCCUCACCUGGAGCGGCCAGCAGCCCACCUGCAACAACAUAAAUGAGUGUGCCUCGUCUCCCUGUCUGAACGGGGGGACGUGUGUGGACAAGAUGAACCAGUUCUCCUGCACGUGUACCAAAGACAUUGAUGAGUGUGAGUUGUUCCAAAUGGGUCAGGCUGGCCGGCUGUGUUUACAUACCUGUGUUAACACCCCUGGAGGCUACCGCUGUACCUGUCCUGCUGGAUACAAUCUCACCCGCGAUGGACGCAACUGCAAAGACAUAAAUGAGUGUGCCACCAGACUGAAUAACUGCACCCGGGACCAGAUGUGUAUAAACAACUACGGAGGGUUCCAGUGUGUACGUGUGGACUGUUCCCGCAUGCGAAACGCCACCUACAGCAAAACCUCACCCCUCCGUUGUGAGCGUAACCCCUGCUCUGUGGACAACAAGGUGUGCUCUCAGGCCCCUAACUCCAUCUCCCACCACUACCUGUCUGUCGUAUCCAACCUGUCAGCACCACGCACCAUGUUCCAUGUGUCGACCCUCCGCCUCAUGGGCGACACGCUGCGUUUCUCCCUGUUGGGCCGCGGGCAGGCCUGACGCCACUUCACGGUGCAGCGGUCAGACCGACAGACAGGCCAGCUGGUGCUGGGGAGCCCGGUGCAAGGAUCUGCUACACUGGAGGCAGAGGUGGAGAUGACUGAGCCGGAGAAAGGGGUCCAGCCGGGGCGGUACAUCACCAAGAUCACCAUGUUCAUCUCCCAGCACGAGUUCUAGAGGGAGAGAGAAAGGGAGGGGUGUGAGUUGAGGGAGGCCAGCUGGAGUUGG